Molecule: messenger RNA, 837 nt
Organism: Pyricularia pennisetigena
Lineage: Eukaryota; Fungi; Ascomycota; Sordariomycetes; Magnaporthales; Pyriculariaceae
Exons: 2
Coding region: 1-837 (278 amino acids)
Source: RefSeq, a predicted model, not a curated record
AUGUCGCACAAUCAGUUUGGGGGCUUCGACGGCUACAAUGGCUUCAACAACGGCUUUCCUCAUUGUUCCCCAAACAACUUUAUGCAGACCGAGCCAGGUCAUCAGAUGUUUUCUCAGCAGCUACCCAUGGAGCAAUUUGCAGGACCAGGUCUUGACCCUAAUCAAGAGAACAUUGUCGAGGAGGAAGUGAUCUAUGACGAAAUCCCCCAGGAACAGGACACCACGCUAUCCUGUGGCAAUACAAGCCAGAAUCUAUCUAGGCUGCAAAUGAACACUCCGGCUCGUGAGCUCAGGGAGAAAGUCAAGCAAACCAAGGCGCUCAGGCAGACCAUCCUGAAGCCACAAGCUAAAGACUGCAAUCCCAAGAAUACUUCUGAAAUGUCCGGAUUGCAAGCGAGAAAGACCGAGACCGAGAAACCAGCUACAGAACUUCCCAUUACCCCGAGGGUAAUCAAGCAGCCACCUGUGUCAACAUAUCCGAUCCCGGUUUACUGCCCAGAAUCACCCCAGGGCCACACACACAUCCAGUACGACAUGCUGGACAACACUCCCCAAGGCCCAGAGAAAUUCCAGGAACGCAAUGCCCAAGCGUCGUGCGCCAAAGAGUGCGGCGAAAGGGAGACGGAAAAGCCCAUGGCCAGUAGUAGGAAGACCGAAGAGCAUAAAGACACCAAGAAUGUUGAAAUCCCAUGGGUGGCCACGGACGGAGACCUGGGACAGGACGUGGUCCUCUGGCUCCAGCAAACCGGGUUCUAUGACAACGCAAAACGUACUCCUGUCUUGGCUCGAUGGAAGGAGCUGGCCAAGACGGAGAAAGACUUGGCCAGGCUCCAGUGA